Gadus morhua (Atlantic cod) is the source of this 3922-nucleotide messenger RNA. It is a transcript of the gene znf385a, whose product is annotated as zinc finger protein 385A. Gene Ontology annotation, cellular component: nucleus. Lineage: Eukaryota; Metazoa; Chordata; Actinopteri; Gadiformes; Gadidae. The record is from RefSeq and is a predicted model, not a curated record. Gene Ontology annotation, molecular function: zinc ion binding; nucleic acid binding.
CCCCAGCCUCCGUACUCCCUCCCACGCCUUACUCUGUCCUCAGGCUCACCUGAGACCGACAAAACAACUCAACUCCUCCUCCUCCUCCUCUUCCACCUCAACCACACGCACACUCACUCACAGACUCACACACAAACUGUUCCCACGCUGUGUAUUUCACCUGGGGAGGCAGGCAUGGACAACACCAGCGUCUCUCAUUCGGCGACUCUACCUCGCCUCUGACGCCGCUGCUCUCCGGUGAAGACAGAGAACCCGGAGCCGUUGUCACGUGCAAGAAGGACGGACAUCAGAAGGAGAAGAAGAAGAAGAAGAAGGAGGGCAAAUCUCCUCACCAUAGCAGAGGAGAACUAGGGACCCUGUGCCUUUCCGACCGUGGAAGAGUGGAGGCAGCACGCAUCAUGAUUUUGGGAGGUAUAAACCGUGUGGGCGCAGCAGUGCCGGCGUUUUUGCGGACCCCCACGGUGAUACAGCCCCACCUGGAUAUGAAGCCCUUUCUACAGUUCUCCAUGGAGACCGCCCCCCCUCAACACAGCAUGGGUCUGUUUCACAACUUCAACACUAUGGACCCUGUGCAGAAAGCAGUGUUAAAUCACACCUUUGGCGUUCCGCUGGUGAAGACCAAGCGGCCGAUCAUCUCCUGCAACGUCUGCCAGAUCCGCUUCAACUCUGAGAGCCAGGCAGAAGCCCACUACAAAGGGAACCGCCACGCAAGGAGGGUCAAAGGCAUCGAGACGUCCAAGAGCCGGCCCCAGGAGGGGGACAAGCCCCUGACAGCCCCCCCUAUCUCCCCCCCGCCCGGAGGGCCCUUGGGCGGCUCCUGUGACAGCGAACCCAUCCCAGCAGAUGAGUUGGGACCCCUGGCACCAUUAGACCUCCUGGCUCCCGGGCCGCUCCCUCCACUCAACACUCCCCCCACCCCCCCCAUGGACUCCCCCAUCACCGCCCUGUGCCCUCUGCUACACACCCCCCUCCCACCCCUAGUACCCCAGUCCCCCUCCUCCCCGGGAUGCAUCAGCACCAACGGCGGUGGGGUUCCUGAGCAGGGGACCGGGUCAGGGUCCCUGGGGGCCGCCGCUUCCGUCCCGGCCUCCAGCAGCCCGGACACCGAGGAGGACAAGGCCAAGAAGCUGCUAUACUGCGCGCUGUGCAAGGUGGCCGUCAACUCCCUGUCCCAGCUGGAGGCGCAUAAUAAAGGAACCAAACACAAAACCAUCCUGGAGGCACGCAGCGGCCUGGGCCCCAUCAAAGCAUAUCCCCGCCUUGGCCCCGGGCCCAGUGGAGAGCAGGGCGGGGGGCCGCAGGACCCCAACACUCAGGAACGCACCUUCCACUGUGAGAUCUGCAACGUACGGGUCAACUCUGAACUACAGCUCAAACAGCACAUAUCAAGUCGUAGGCACCGGGACGGCGUGGCCGGCAAGCCCAACCCUCUCCUCAGCCGACACAAGAAGCACAGGGGAGCUGACCUCACGUCUUCUCUGACCUUCACUAAGGAUCUCACCAAAGCUCUGGGGGCUGGGCUCCUGCCCAACCCUUUGGCGGUUGCCGCGGCGAUGGCAGCAGCAGCCUCGUCAAACUCCCUGGCCCUGCGUGCGGCCGCGCCCCACCACCACCUGCACCACCACCCGCACCACCACCCGCACCACCACCUCCUGCAGGGCCCGCACCUCAGCCACGCCCUCCUGAGGGCCGCCCCGGGCCCCAUCCGCACCGCGCACGGGCCCAUCCUCUUCUCGCCAUACUGACAACCCCCCCCCCCCACCCCCCCCUUUCCCCUCCCCCCCGCCUUCCAUCUCCACCAACAACCCUUGACCCCCACCCACAACUACCACCAUCCUCAGCGCGGCGCCCUGGACCGCUCCUCGUCCACACGGCCAUCGGAGACGACCGCCGCUCCCGAAGCACACUGUGAAGAAACGUACGCCCAAAGGCUGGUGGAGGAGGAGGGGGAGGUGGGCGUGGCAGUGGGGGAAGGGUGGGGGGGAGUAAACGGGGGGGCACUCGGCCACCCUAGGUAUUAUCGUAUCGGUGGAAAAUAGGAGAAGGAACUAUCCCCCCCCCCCCCCCCCCCCCCCCCCCCCCCCCCCCCCCCCCCCCCCCGCUCUAUUACUGAGAGCUCUCCCUCACAUUGCAGAGACCUCCAGAUGACAGAUGAAUAGAGACUGAUUGGAGGAGAGAUUAGUCAUUACGCAUUCAUUGCAAUCAUAUCCCCUCCCUCCCUCGCAGCCCUGCUCUGCGAUGCGGUCGACCGCAACAGGAGGAGAUUAACCCCCGUUGCGUAAACAAAUCUUUCUACAAAUAAACACAACCAAAAAAGAAAAACAUCCCAACCUAAUGUUAAAAUCACUGAUGCCUGCCGAUAGGGCGAUGCUGUAAUCCCCACCACCCUUGCCUUGCUCUAACAUCUCAAUGUUUUCCCCUGACGCUAGCUCCUCUAGCAGCUAAGACGAUAAUGUUAUUAGGAUUUAGCGCUUCCUUCGAUCCUCGCAAGUUGUAAACUAACACUAUGCCGGCCCGCGGGCUUGAGCUGCAUCGCGCUGCGCCCAGGGUCAGCAUGCUGUGUGGCAUUAGGUCUAGGCUAGAUGCAACGUGACACUGGCUGUCACGUAGGGCCGUAGGUAGAGAGAGAGGAGCGGGGGUGGAGCACAUCCCUGUCAUUUCCCGGCUAAGGUGAGAUGUGGUGCUGACGAGGGUCAGAUGAUGGAUUGGCCCAAGGCGAGACGCAGACACAGACACACACAAACACACACGAGCAAAACCACAUACACACAGACACACAAAAGCCCCACGUAUUUGUGUCUUGAAAUAGACUGUACUGACAAGAGACUGCUGGAAGGGCACAUCUGUCAGGCCCCGUUAGAAUCAGAGGAGACAGGGAAUAGAGGAACAGAACCAGCAACAUUAAUGCAUGUUGUACUGUCUACAUACUACUGUACCUGAGUGACUGUAUGGCUCUGUGCUCCUGUUGUCGUCCAAACUUAAGUGUGAAGUAUUGCGUCAAGUAAUAGGAGUGCAGGAAGAGGAUGACCCUGUGGUACGGCUACAUCUCUCUGUCUCUCUCUCACUGAGGCUCUCUCUCUCUCUCUUCUGCUCUCUCUCUCUCUCUCUCUCUCUCUCUCUCUCUCUCUCUCUCUCUCUCUCUCUCUCCCGCUCUCUUUGCCAACUCCCCGCCCCCACAUCAAACUCUGGUAGUGUCAGGUCAAUCCAUGUCUCCACCAACGCCCUCCCCCGCCCUCCUGCGCAUCCACCGUGGGAUUGUGUACAACCCCAGGGGCCAAUCAUAUCGGAGGCAGUUUAACACAACAGGAAGAGCCGAGAGGCUGUUUAAAACAACUAAAUGUACAUUUAGAUCAACGUACAGAGACCUGUAUGGUAGCUGCUUCUAUCUGCCCUUCGUCUUGGUUUUCUUUUUUUGUGCUUCCAACAGAGAGGAGAGAGAGAGAGAGAGAGAGAGAGAGAGAGAGAGAGAGAGAGAGAGAGAGAGAGAGAGAGAGAGAGAGAGAGAGAGAGAGAGAGAGAGAGAGAGAGAGAGAGAGAGGGGGGGAAGGAGGUAUGGGGGGGAGCUGGAGGUGUUUUGGGUGUUGAAUGAAUGGGAAUGACGGGCUAACCAGGCAGCCCAGCGAGGCUAAACAGGGAGAGGAGGUUGAACUACAGCCCGGGGCUAGCUCACGAUACCGUCUGUCUUAUAACUGAAAGCCAUGAAAUACAUUAUCUAUUUAAUAUCUUGUAUCUUUAUUUAUUAAUAAAUUAGAUCUACGAUUCCACCCUUUUCUACUUUGUUGGGUUGAAUUAAUUCAGGACAUGCGGAUAUAAGCAACACACACUGACAUAUCAUGUAUAAUAUCACUAUAUCACAAAUAUAGAAACUGUGCACCUCAUCGGAAAUGAACAAAAUAUUUUUCUAGGUUGAAAAUGUUAGCUU